Messenger RNA from Olea europaea var. sylvestris, 610 nucleotides. RefSeq lists its product as uncharacterized. NCBI's taxonomy places the organism in Eukaryota, Viridiplantae, Streptophyta, Magnoliopsida, Lamiales, Oleaceae. Gene Ontology annotation, biological process: regulation of root meristem growth. The record is from RefSeq and is a predicted model, not a curated record. The transcript has 4 exons. The coding region runs from base 1 to 489 and encodes 162 amino acids. Gene Ontology annotation, molecular function: growth factor activity.
AUGGCGUCUGCAAGUUAUUAUGCAGGAUUUAUACUAGGUUUAAUUGUCAUUUUGCCAGUCCUACAUUUAUCUGCUGCGAAUGGCUAUGAAGGUUAUGGAAUAACUGGAAAAGAAAAGGAUGCUUAUCUUGAAAAUGGUGGUACUUUUUCUGCUGCUUCUGUUGAUCAUGUUGAUGGUAGAAACAGUCUCCGAGGGAGAAAAUUGCUGUUAAAAUAUUCGUCGUCGAUUAAUCAAGAUAUCGAGAAAUUAAAGGAGCAAGGAAAACACAGAACUGCUUUACAAAAAUCUGAAGCAAAUUCAAGAAUUUCAAUUCCGAUGCCACCAAAUUCUAUCGAUCCCAACAUAACACCAUCUAAUAGUUCUUCUUCUACGGAGAAAGAAGGCAAUUCACAAUCCGAUGAGGUUGUAAACAUGCUACGAAGGGACUACAAGGGCCUCAACAAUCCCCGUCGGAAGCCCCCAAUCAACAAUCAUAAGCCUACAGAUUAAGGGUGAUUCAAUAAUCUUGUUCGUUAAACUGUUAGAGCUGUCGACUUCACAAUUUUGUCCCCAAAGUGAAGCGAUUACUCGACAGUAUUUAUACAUAGGAUAGUCAAAAUAUCCAUAUAUA